Trametes versicolor FP-101664 SS1 is the source of this 957-nucleotide messenger RNA. RefSeq lists its product as uncharacterized. The coding region runs from base 1 to 957 and encodes 318 amino acids. The transcript is spliced from 5 exons. Lineage: Eukaryota; Fungi; Basidiomycota; Agaricomycetes; Polyporales; Polyporaceae. The record is from RefSeq and is a predicted model, not a curated record. Gene Ontology annotation, biological process: mycotoxin biosynthetic process.
AUGUUCACUAAUCGCAUGAACUCGACCUCCUCGCCGACGCUCAGAUAUCUUGUCAUCUGGCUCACCUUCCUCGCCGCCGCGAACAUGCUGAUCAUCCUUGGCCUGAUCCGCGCCUUCACGGGCCUCAUUCCCCCCGAGAAGGAGUACACCUACGUCGGGAACGACUUCCCCGCGCAACUCCCGCUCGAGCUUCCUCCCGCCGCGCUCGUCCUCUCCUCCGACACCACCCACUUCUCCCUGUUCGCCGACGACGACUGGGGCACACUCUUUCCGCUCUCCGACGGCUUCACCACGCUCCGCGCACCCGGGUCUCCGAACGCGCGCGGGCGGACGUUCCUAGUCUCGAUGGUGCACCAGCUGCACUGCCUGGACGUCCUCCGCGUCGCGUUCGUGACGAACCGCACCGGGGCGGCGCACCACGUCGAGCACUGCCUGCGGUACCUGCGCCAGACGGUGCUCUGCCACGCGGACACGACGCUCGAGCCGGACGAGCCGGGGGUGCGCGAUGGACGGUGGGAGCAUGCGGCGAGCGGGGUCGGCGCGGUGCAUCGGUGCAGGGACUGGACGGUGCUGCGGAGGUGGUUGGACGAACAUCCGGCGGAGCCUAUCGAGACAACCACAAGUUACCAGGAUGUCACCGGCGGCAUUCAAACUGUAUUCAGCUUCUGUCGUGGCUCGACGGACGCACCUGCAGCUGGCAGCGCCCGCAAGCCCCCGGACGCUGAUUUCCCGCCCCAGUAUCCACCGAAGAGCGGCGGCAUGUUCCUUCUGAAGAUGGGCGUCGCCAUGCUCCUGCUCGUAAACCUACUCGUAUGGGUCUUCGCGAUCACACGGCUCCGCUGCGUCGCGGGGGUCAUCGCGGGCUCGCUGGAAACGAUCGACACUCGUCUGUUGCCCCGGCCGGAUUCACUCGGCGGCUUGUUGCUCGCGACGGAGGAGACGUCGGCCGGUCGUUGA